AUGUUUGCCAAAAAGGAUUCCGGGACGAUUCGACAGAGAUUAUCCGAGAGUCUGCUCACUGGUUCGGGUCGGAAUACACCACAAUGUGAAGUGUUCCGAGCCGAAGACAAUCUACGCACACCAAUAAAGAAAGAAUACUUCAUGUUAGGAAGAAGCAACUGCAGACGGCUUCAAUGGACACGAAAGGGGCUAUGGCUCCGGAAGUUGACGGAUCUUUUAGGUGGAGAUGACGGAGGUUACCUAGGGCCCGAUGCUAGCGCCGUACUUGCCGGGUUUAGUGAUAUUGCAACAGGCCUGUAG
This is a messenger RNA of Sungouiella intermedia, 300 nucleotides long. The record is from the annotation of a GenBank genome assembly. NCBI's taxonomy places the organism in Eukaryota, Fungi, Ascomycota, Pichiomycetes, Serinales, Metschnikowiaceae.